AAUAUCUGUGUUGAGUUCACAAAUUUUUUUCGCUAAAACGACUGCCAUUUUAAUAUUAAUUUGCAUUAACAAAAUACUUGUUGGUUAAUCUCGAAAAAUAGCGGACACGGAAGAAUCUCUUUUGACAAUUAGCCGUUAGCGCAGUGCUGCCAAGUAAUUUAGUGAAAUAUGGUUGACAACGCGGUUGUGUGUGCCACGUUGCCAUGCAGAUAUAGUUGACACUUUAGUAUCGAUUUAACAGUUGCAUUCCUACAGUGGUAUUCAGCAGUCGUUAAAUUUUAUUUUGUUUUUAAUUUUUUACUGUUGCGAAACUACACAAAUUGCCAAAAUGGAGUUUACUUUUAAGAAAGAACGCCGCACGUUUGGAGCUCAUGCACAAUUUAGCGACAACGAUGUAGUUAUCUUCUCGGAGAACUCUUCACAGGAGCUUGCCAAGAACUAUAUACUUAAGAAUCCAGUGGAUCGCUAUACACAAUUCACCCGACAAAUGGCGCUGAGUGAGGCAAACACCGAGCGUGCUACAUACAAACAUGUAGGCAUCACGCACAAUGAAGGUGGUUGGCCCAAGGAUAUUACUCUGUCCGAUCCAGAGCAAACGGUCCGUUAUAAACGUAAAAUUGAAAAGGAUGAAAAUUAUAUAACGCAAGUAAUGAAUCUCACCAAACCAAUGGAACAUUAUAUACACCAAAAUAAUGCGGUGAAUAUUUACGAAAAUUAUUUCGAGGAUUUAGAUCCUGCACCUCUACCGGAACCAUGCCGCUCACGUACUGUCAAUGUUUAUCGUGAUCCCAAUCCUCUUAAGGUGCCUGUCACACACCUCUCAUGGUCGCCGGAUGGUGGCAUCAAAAUGGCUGUUAGUCAUUGCGAUAUGAAAUUUCAAGGUGAUAAAUCAGGUCAGCGUUGUAACUCAUAUAUUUGGGAAAUCGAAAAUCCCAAUGAGCCUUUUCUCACGCUGGAACCAAAAGUACCGUGUGUAUGCCUUGAAUAUAAUCAAAAAGAUCCUACAAGUUUGGUUAGUGGUAUGUACAAUGGCCAGGUAGCUGCUUGGGAUACAAGACACGGAAAAUACCCGGUAAUGAUAAGUGAACGUGAAAUAUGUCAUCGUGACCCCGUUAACUCGGUGUUAUGGAACAACUCGAAAAGUGGCACAGAAUUCUUCUCUGGCGGUUCGGAUGGGCAAGUCUUAUGGUGGGAUACACGAAAAUUAAGUGAACCGCUAGAUAAGCUGUUAAUGGAUCCAGUGCGUACGGACGAACAAGAUUUGGGACGUUCAUUUGGGGUUUCUGUAUUGGAGUAUGAAACAACGAUACCAACGCGUUUUAUGGCUGGCACCGAAAUGGGUAUGCUGUUCUCGUGCAAUCGCAAAGGCAAAACGCCAAUGGAGAAGAUACAGAUAAGGAUGAUGUGUCACCUGGGUCCAGUGUAUGCUAUAACACGCAAUCCUGCCUUUGUAAAGAAUUUCCUAACCGUAGGUGAUUGGUGUGCGCGCAUUUGGUCUGAGGACUGCCGCGAAAGCUCCAUAAUUUGGACUAAAAAUAGUGAUGCUAUGCUGACGGAUGGCGCUUGGAGUUAUACGAAGGUAUCCCAGUUUUUUAUAACACGCAUGGAUGGCGUAUUGGAUACAUGGGAUCUUUUGCAGCAACAAAAUCAACCAGUGCUAACGGUUAAAGUAUGCGAUGAGCCACUCCAUUGUGUGCGUACAAAUGAAAAUGGAAAAUUCGUCAGUUGCGGCAGUAAGUUGGGUGCCACUUUUCUCAUAGAGGUAUCGGAUAAUAUGGUAAUGUCGGCAAAGAAUGAUAAGCCAUUGUUGACGGCGAUGUUCGAGCGUGAAAAUCGCCGAGAAAAAAUUUUAGAAGCCAAAUCGCGUGAAAUUAAAUUGAAAGUUAAGACUAAUCAAGGCCAAGAUCAAGGUGAUCUCACAAUGCUCAAUGGUCGCGUAAAUGUUGCACCAUUUAAGGAUGCUUGUGAACAAGCGGUGUCCGAAUAUUUUGCAGCCGUGGAACAAGAACGUUUGAGUCGCAUUCCGGGUAACAAGCAGGAUGCGGAGGAAGCUGAGGCAUCUGAAAUAGACAGUGCACGGCCUUGAAAAAUUAUUGCGUUUAUGGACUUAAAGAAAUGCG
This is a messenger RNA of Rhagoletis zephyria (snowberry fruit fly), 2120 nucleotides long. RefSeq names its product dynein, axonemal, intermediate chain 2 (gene Dnai2). Lineage: Eukaryota; Metazoa; Arthropoda; Insecta; Diptera; Tephritidae. Gene Ontology annotation, cellular component: outer dynein arm. Gene Ontology annotation, molecular function: dynein heavy chain binding; dynein light chain binding. Gene Ontology annotation, biological process: outer dynein arm assembly; cilium movement. The record is from RefSeq and is a predicted model, not a curated record.